Molecule: messenger RNA, 2776 nt
Organism: Argiope bruennichi
Lineage: Eukaryota; Metazoa; Arthropoda; Arachnida; Araneae; Araneidae
Gene: Tdg
Exons: 8
Coding region: 150-1880 (576 amino acids)
Biological process (GO): base-excision repair, AP site formation
Cellular component (GO): nucleus
Molecular function (GO): mismatch base pair DNA N-glycosylase activity
Source: RefSeq, a predicted model, not a curated record
AGUUCAUUAUUACUUAAUUUUCGUUAUUGUAUUUGAUUUUUGCCGUAAAAAUUAUUCGAUUGCAUCUCACGCGAGAUGUUUUCGUUUAAAGAACUUCACAUUUCCAUCAUGUUGCUUUGCGGUUUUUGAAAAGGAAAUAAUAUUUUAAAAUGUCAUCACCUUCCCAUACAUCAGAAUAUUCAUAUUUGGGACCAUUGUCAACAUCAACUCUUUAUGGACACAAUGAAGAUUGGCAAUGGUCACCUGAAGACCAGUACAAUCACUAUACGUACCUCACAUCUAGCAGUACAAGUCAAGAACCUCUGGACUAUAGCAUUGGAUCCUCAAUGUUUUUCUCAGGUGAAGAAAAUGUCGAUAGUUCCUCUUACAAAGGAAAACCAAUGAAUUCUGAUAGUGGUUAUCCUAUGGAUAGUAAUGAAAGGCUGGAAGAAAGACCAGCUGAUGAACAAGUUUUUGAAACAUUAGGACAAACUGUGAAACACGAUCCUUAUCAGUAUGAAGACUAUGAUGAUAUUCCACCUCAACCUAAAAAAAGAGGAAGAAAGAAGAAAGAACCAAAUGGAAUCAGCUAUGAAUACAUUAAUACUCCUGAUGGUGUGAAAUGUGUCAAGCAAGAAAGAAUAACAGAAACAUUUAAACAGAGAAAACGGAUGGAUAGAUUUGAUGGAAUGCCUGAAGAAGAGGUUAUGAAGAAGUCACUACCAGACCAUUUAAGCCAUGGUCUAGAUAUUGUUAUUAUUGGCAUCAAUCCAGGCUUAAUGGCUGCUUAUAAAGGGCAUCAUUAUGCUGGUCCAGGAAAUCAUUUUUGGAAAUGCCUUUUUUUGUCUGGUCUUAUUCCCGAACCCAUGAGUGCUGUAGAUGAUUUCAAAUUGAUCUCUCACGGUAUAGGUUUUACUAACAUUGUUCCUCGCCCUACUAAAGGAAGUGCUGACUUAAGUAGGAAAGAAAUAAGAGAAGGGGCUGAGAUUUUACUCUCAAAGCUUCGUAAAUAUCAACCUAAAAUUGCUGUGUUUAAUGGAAAAAUGAUAUAUGAAGUUUUCUCAGGAAAGAAAAAUUUCGAUUUUGGAAGACAACCAGAUCCGAUACAAGGAACUGGAAUCUCUGUUUUCGUCAUGCCUUCUUCAAGUGCAAGAUGUGCUCAAUUACCUAGAGCUGUUGAUAAAGUUCCAUUCUAUAUUGCUCUUAAAAAGUUAAGGGAUCAUUUGUGUGGUGCACUUCCUGAUCUAGACUUUUCUGAAGUGUCAUUUCCAGAUGUUAAAUUAAAAGUUGAGGUGAAAGAGGACAAUCAUGAGGAAUGUUAUUCUGACUAUCGUAGAAAUGAUGUUAGUGCUACGGUACAUCGAAGUCUAGAAACAGAAACAGAAAUGAGAAUGAUGAUUCCUGUGCGUGGAAAACGUGGAAGAAAGAGGAAAACUGAUUUGGGUCGAUAUCCUGUGCCUGUUGUUCAUACGGAUGGUGUUCCUGUACGGUCUCGUGGGCGUGGUUCUGGUAGACGUGGAAGAGGAAGAAGACCGGUUGAACAUAGUGGAUAUAGUCCAUCAGGAUCGUCUUGGUCUGGAUCUUCUACAGUUACCUCACCUUAUUUUGCUACUGAUGCUCCAGCUCCUCAGCAUAGUUGGCAGCAUUGGCAAGAGAACCAAAAUGGGACUGAGACUUCAUUCCAGGAUCAGUCACAAACUCAUAAUAUGAGUCCUGUUCAUAGCUAUCAGAUGCCACAUACUGAACAUGCUGCCAAGCAGCCACAAAAUAACCAAUAUUAUGAAAGCUAUAAUAGGCCAUAUAUGGGUUACUCUCAGACUGACUGUUCAUAUGUACCUCAGGUUGAUACAUAUGCCAAAGUUAAAGAUGAAUGUUAUGAUACAAAUUUUAGUGAGUACUAAUGCAACACGUUUAAUAAUUGUAAGUGGUCUUGUCUGUUUUAUUUUCCCCCAUAAUAAUGCAGUUAAAAAAAAAGGCAAACUGCAUAGUAACGUUUUUAGGAUAACAUUUUGCUUUGGUACUUUUGUUUAAUAAUGUAAACAUGGGUAUCAAGUAAUUUAUUUCCUUUAUGCCAGUAUUAAAACAAAAUAUAAUUUUUAUCGAUUAAUCUGUUAUUACAAUUCAUAUACAUUUGUUAUUUUCAAAAUUAUAUUAAGUAUGCCAUAUUUUGUUAGAUUUUUCUGUUUCUUUUGGUCCCAAUACACUUGUUAUCAGAAUUAACUCCUCUAUAUGUAUUGGAGGAGUCUAAUCUCUACUGCCUGUUCACACUAAUUGACUGAUAGUCUAGUCUGUUUUUAUCAUCUCGUCGUUUUCAUUGUGAAUGUUUUGAUAUAUAUUUGUGUGUGUUCACAUAGAUAAUUUUUAAAAUUCAUGCCUUCAUGUUCCUCAAAGAUUUAUAUUAUCAGUAUGUCAUGACUUAAGCAAUGCAAUUGUGUAUUAGAACUGUUUGAAUUUUUUAUCAUUACUUUUUUUUUACUAGUUAACAAAUUUUAAAAUUUUAAUUCUUAAUAUUUUUAAAGGAUACCAUGGUAAGUACUUAGCCUUCAAUGUUAACCAGUGGAAUGACUAAAUAUGCUCUAAGCAUACUUAGCUAAGAUUUUUUCUUCUGAAUGUCAUUUCAUUGCUUGAAAGGAAAUUGUUUCUUUUAAAUGAUAAAAAUUAUUUUCAACUUCUUCCCCCCCCCCCUUUUUUUUUAAUAAUAGUUUUGCAAUUUAAAUGCAGCUGUUGUGCCUAUUUUGGAAACAAAAAUUAUUCAAAUUUCUUCAUGUCCUAUAUGUCAGACUAAAAUGUUUUUAUG